Messenger RNA from Leguminivora glycinivorella, 718 nucleotides. RefSeq lists its product as uncharacterized. The record is from RefSeq and is a predicted model, not a curated record. Lineage: Eukaryota; Metazoa; Arthropoda; Insecta; Lepidoptera; Tortricidae. The transcript is spliced from 3 exons. Bases 93 to 650 code for a protein of 185 amino acids.
GGAUUUAGAGUUAGAAUAGGUUAUUGUAAACAACGUGUUUUGCUGUUCGUAACACUAAAUACAUAUUGCCGAAUAAUAUUUAGAUUACCAUUAUGAGUACAUCGAGAGGAAAUGCAACAAGAACAAGGCCUCAAAAACAUCAAAACAAAAGUGCAUAUAAAAACGACUUGCACGAUAAAACUAAUAAAACUAAAUUUUUGAACAAUUUAGACGUCACGGGAGUAUGUAAACGUUGCAAAGAUAUAAUUGACUGGAAAAUUAAGUAUAAAAAAUACAAACCCUUAACAGCACCCAGAAAAUGUGUCGGGUGUGAGGAGAAAGCUAUAAAAUAUGCAUAUCACAUAUUGUGUACUAAAUGCGCAACAAAACGAAAUGUAUGUGCUAAAUGCAACACGGCUGUUGAGGCUAAUGAACCAGAAACUGAGAAAUCGCCUAAUGUCGACCUACAAGCAAUGCUGAAAGGAUUACCCGAACGAAAACGACGUACAAUUAUGCGGGCUAUUAAUAAAACAUGUGGAGACGGCAACAUGACACCAGAGAUACUAUCACAAGUUGAAGAAAUGCUGAAAGACAUGGAUAAUUUAGAUUUGGGUGAUGAUGAGGAUUUUGAUGACUUUGGUUCUGAUGAUUCUGACCAGUCUGAAGACUAAACGCAAUUAUUUUAAAUAGUGUGUUAUUUGAUAAAAUAUUACAAAUUAAAACCUUGUUGUAUUACAUA